AUGAAAAGAUUACUUAAUGCAAUUAUUUUCUUGGUUUUAUUUGGAAUUUCUGCUUCAGGUGUGAACUCUCAAGAAUUGAUUCUAACUACUGAACCAGCAAUUCUAACAGAACAAAACAUGGAUAUAAAUUCUUCGUUUGUUUCUCCACCAGUAAAUUCAACAGAACCAAUGAAGAAUAAUACUUCUUCAUCAGAUUCAAGUGAUUCAGAUGAUGAAGGAAACCCAAUUCAAAAGUUAUUAAAGAAGUUUAAGAAUAGUAGAAAACUUGAACUUGCAGAGAAAGAAUUAAGUCAGUACAAUGAAAGAGAAGAGAUUGAUAUUGCCCAAAAAGAGUUUUCUGGCGCAUCAAAGAACUCUAGUGCUACCACAACCACUGUUAAAGGAAAGAAAGGACAAUACAAUAAUGGUUAUAAUCAUAACCAUCAUCAUCAUCAUCAUCAUCAUCACCACCACCAUGGAGGAUAUAAACCACAAAAAAGUACCACUACUACUUCUACUACUACUACUUCUACAACUAGCACUACUACCACUACUACUACCACUACUACCACUACAACUACCACAACCACUACUACUACCACUACUACCACAACAACUACCACAACCACUAGUACCACUACUACUACUACUACCACUACCACUACCACUACCACUACCACCACCACUACUACUACUACUACCACUACCACCACCACUACUACUACUACUACCACUACUACUACCACAACUACCACUACCACAACUACCACUACCACAACUACAACUACAACUACAACUACAACUACAACAACUGACGUAGCAGAAUCUCUAAAUUCAAAAGUCAAUUCUUUGAGACGUUUAAGAGGGCUUUCUGAGAAUUUGCAAGAUCUAGAAGAAGAGAACUCUCAGGAAGAAGAAAGUAGAUUGAGUAAAUUGGCAAAUAUGACUAAGGAGAUUAAGUCAAGUUUGGUGGACUCAUUCAACAAUACAAUGAGUAUUGAUAUUUUGAAUAGCACAAAAAGCAUUGUAAAUCAGACAUUAAGUUCAAUUGAACAGAUUAAGAAUGUAACAGCUUCAAAUUUGCCAUUAAACUCGACAAUUUUGGGCCAAAUCAAGGAAACAAAAAAUUCUGCAGUAAAUCAGACAGCAAUGGCUAUUGAGAACAAUAUGAACAACCUAACAAACAUUGAUUUGGAUUCCAAAGUUGCAAUUUUGAUGAACCCUAUCAAUGAAACCUUAACUAUUCUUCAAGAAACAACCAAUUUGACAGGGAUUGCUGGUAAUUUAACAGGAUUAACCAAUUUAACAAGUAACUUGAAAGGAACAAAUAUCACCAAUAUCAUUGAAGACUCUAUCUUGAAAAACAAUAUGAAUUUAACUCAACAGUUUCCGUUUAAUGGAUCUUUACUUUUGAACGGUAAAGUAACAAACAUAACAACUUUUGAUAUUCUUCCAGUUGGUGAAAAUAAUCCAGAAAUUGACCUUAACAAUACCAAUUUAGGAACAUGUCCAAAUGGGGUUUGUGAAAGCGAUCAAGAAAAUGAUGAAGAAUUGUCACUUGAGGAUAGAAGCGUUUUAGACCAAUACAAACAGAGUGUAGUUGAUUCUGAUGUUCAGAAAACUGGAUCAGCUUCUUCCGUUUUUCCAUCUAUCUAUAACUUUGCGUUCAUAUUUACAAUAAUAUUCUCAACAAUUUAUUUGUUACACUAG
Molecule: messenger RNA, 1689 nt
Organism: Cryptosporidium ubiquitum
Lineage: Eukaryota; Apicomplexa; Conoidasida; Eucoccidiorida; Cryptosporidiidae
Exons: 1
Coding region: 1-1689 (562 amino acids)
Cellular component (GO): extracellular matrix
Source: RefSeq, a predicted model, not a curated record